AUGACUGAGCCUGGCGAACCCCGUGUCCCGGAGGAAUCACCAACCGCAAUCCUGACCGACUCCCGCCCGACACCCGACACCCGCGAUGACGACAGGGAAGCAUUAGAACUCCAUUCGAUCCAAACGCACGAAGACAACGAGCUAGACUGCUCAACCCCAUCUGGCUCGUCUGGCGAUGAGCAUCCCGUGUCCACACAUCAGACUGCGUCGCAAGCAGGUUCCCGGCGCAGACGUGAAGCCCACAAUGGCCUUUGGGGCCAGAUCUGUCGGUUCUGGACUCGACAUGUUAUUAUAACUGUGCCGCAGAAAAGCAACCGAGAUCAUUUUGGUACGUUGUUUUCUGGCUACGCCGUUAGAGAGUUAAUUGACACCACCAAAGCCCUGGAAAGAACGUUCCUGGCGUACGUCCGAACGUCCACGGUUAUCGCCAUGCAAGGGGUACUUGUUGCUCAACUUUUGCGUCUUCAACGGCCAUCGGAAAAAGUCGAUCGCUUGUCGUUUCACGAAGUGGGUAUCCCGCUUUCUGUUGCCUGUCACUUUGUUGCAGUUUUUGUCGCCUUGACAGGUGCGUUUCGAUUCUGGAGACAACAAAACGCGAUCGCUCGUGGGAAAGUAUAUGCUGGGGGAUGGGAGUUAAACUCGGUGGGGAUUUUGUUAUUCAUGGUCAGUUCUAUCUAG
Messenger RNA from Penicillium digitatum Pd1, 678 nucleotides. NCBI's taxonomy places the organism in Eukaryota, Fungi, Ascomycota, Eurotiomycetes, Eurotiales, Aspergillaceae. The record is from RefSeq and is a predicted model, not a curated record.